AUGUGGGCGGACCUACAAGCAAUCCACUCGCCGGGCAUUCUCGUGGGAGACACGCACGGCGGCAACUACCUGGGCGGGAAGCUCGUCGGCUUCAGCCGGGCGUGGACUAUGUACCAUCCGGCUUUGAUCCAAACCUGCGGCAAUAAAUGGCAGGAGUUGAUGUUGGAAGAGCUGCAGAAGCUACAGGAUAACUACUAUGAUCUGAGGAACAGUUUAGCGCCAGAAACGCUCGACAUCCCUCAAGGCCUCGAGGCGUUCUGUUCGAGGCACAUUGCCUACUACAGAAAUCUCCCGAGCGCCUACAACUGGGCUCAAGUGGGAAAUGGACGCCGACUCGGCACUCGCGUUCGUUGUGGAACAUAA
Chaetomium globosum CBS 148.51 is the source of this 363-nucleotide messenger RNA. RefSeq lists its product as uncharacterized. The transcript has a single exon. NCBI's taxonomy places the organism in Eukaryota, Fungi, Ascomycota, Sordariomycetes, Sordariales, Chaetomiaceae. The record is from RefSeq and is a predicted model, not a curated record. The coding region runs from base 1 to 363 and encodes 120 amino acids.